AUGACCCAAUUAGCUGUUCUCCACAGCCUAGGCGACUUGCUGGUCAACAGCCAACAUGGCCUUCUAAACCAUCGGGCCAUGACCGGCGACCCAGCCAGACCUUUGUUGCCUGAUGUGGUUAUUUGUUCCUCCUUGCUGGGAAUUGCGGUGCAGGUAGAGGCCCCAGUGGAAAUUGUUCGGCGUAUGUGGAGAGGUCCGGAGGAAGAGAAUGACAUACAAUCCGUUGACUUCGAAUUACCGAGAUGGUUGGGUAAACUUUAUACUCCUCGUGUGCAGUGGAUCAAUAUGGUCGUCUUAUCCUUAGGCGCCAGAAGGCGGAUAUAUUCUGGGGACACUAAAUUCAAUGGCCAUUCGAAGCGUUGCAGCUUUACUACAAGUGCUAGAACGGAUUUUGAAAUUGAGCUAGCAAGGGCGAGGGCCAUGAAUACUUGCAACUUAGUAUCGGUUACAUUGUGCGUGCCUACUGUCGUCUCACUGGUUAGACACUCCACAUCGCUUCCACGCUCAAAACACUCACCAACCUCUUCUAAGAUAGCCGCGCGCAUAUGCCGUUUUAACUUCGCAGGAUUUUUGUCUCAUUGGACGUUGACCUCGUGUGUUAUGUCGCAUUCCUGA
This is a messenger RNA of Lindgomyces ingoldianus, 615 nucleotides long. RefSeq lists its product as uncharacterized. The record is from RefSeq and is a predicted model, not a curated record. The coding region runs from base 1 to 615 and encodes 204 amino acids. NCBI's taxonomy places the organism in Eukaryota, Fungi, Ascomycota, Dothideomycetes, Pleosporales, Lindgomycetaceae. The transcript has 7 exons.